Molecule: messenger RNA, 753 nt
Organism: Cercospora beticola
Lineage: Eukaryota; Fungi; Ascomycota; Dothideomycetes; Mycosphaerellales; Mycosphaerellaceae
Source: RefSeq, a predicted model, not a curated record
AUGCCCCCUCAACGCACCAUCAGAGCGAGCGGAAAGGCGAAGGCGCGCGAUGGCAUCUUUGGACAGCAAUAUUUCAAGAAGCCACCAAGGGCAGACCACUCUGGAACGUUGCGCGAUGUCGAGUUUGAGUCCGCCAACAACGCCAGGCCAUCAGCAUCCACAGCAUUGAUCCCUUCGCCGACUGACUCUGCUCUGGCAGUAGAGGACUGCGAGAUCUGCGAACAGCAUGCGUCGCAGGCCUGUCGGCACGAUGAGAUGGCGGGAGACUCCAACGAUCUGCGCGAGAUUCUGGACAGUGGGCGAGCGUACAGAGUCAGCACCGAUCUCAAGCUUGCUGACACGCAGACAACUUCACGAGACAUUUUCACGUAUAGCACAGCCAGCAGUGUCAACCUGCAAGACGGAAUCAAGGAGUUGCAACAGCUGGUGGGGCAAAUUGCAGUCGUCUCUGAACGUACCAAUCACAUCGAGGAAACAGUCGACGGAGACUAUGGCGUGGGUCAGAUUUGGGGCAUAGUCGACGACAUACAAGAAAGGAUCGUCGUUCUUGACAACGAAGUCGCCCGCGAAGCCUUAUUGGAGGAUGCCAUAGACGCCGUGCAGAUUGUCGAAGGGAAAUUGGACAGCCUACAGGCGGAUCUCGCUGUGGACCGGGACGUCUUAGCGGCCAGAAUUGCUCAGUUGGAGGUCAGAAUGGUGCAGCUAAUACACUUGCUCCAACCUGGAACGCCACUUGCUAGACUGCCGUUCUAG